AUGUCAACUUUGGCUCUGAGCGCAGACGUGGUCAGGACCGGGUAGGAAGAGCAAUGCAGGAGGCAUUUUACAUUUGCAUGCUUUUCCGUCUGAAAGCGAAGUGACAGUAGAUAGCCCUAUGCAUUUUGUAAAGCGCCUGUGCAAUUAUUUAAGUUUGGCCUCUCUGUGUUCUCUAAUGAGUCUACAGUAUUUAUCCUGUUUUGUCCGUGACUCCAUUUUUUUAAAUUAGAGCUUCUAUUGUCAGAUAAUAUCUAUUAGCCAUAGAAGUUGAGUUUUUAGGCAAGUUUGUAUUGAGUGGUAUUACCACCUCUUCAUGUACAUUUUCUCAGAGAAAGACAUAGACAAAGCCUACUGGUAGAACAUUUCUUUGUUACUAUCCAUGUUUGAGCAUUGACAGACUAUUUGUAGGAAAGUUAAGGUAUAACCAGACCUUUUGGACUGUGCAUUAGAGAUGGUGAGACUGUCUGGAGGUGAAGAACGAGGGAUAUAACUUGACUGUGCCUUUAAGUGGAGGAGUGGUGCAGAUUAGCCUGGUCCAUGAUCCUGGGCCCAUCUGUCAGGAGAUGCUCCGACCAGGAGGAAGUGUUGGGCACAGGCAGUCAGGCAGGAGACCCGUCUGCUCCUCUGUAGAGGUACCCUGGCACCCCCAUGGGCCCUACAGGAUCAGGGAAGCGUGCUCCUCGCCCACCAUUUACGUAUGGAUGCCAUCGUUAUUUUACGUUCACAACUGCAUAAACGAGAGUGAAGAGCUCUACCACUGACAAUCAUAAAGGAUGGUCUUGUUUCAUUAUUUAAUGGCUGGUGUGGUUCCCAGUUGGCACAAAGUAGCCUAGUUUGAGAAUGUGCAAUUUUUUAAAUACAUUUUGUGGGACUCAUUUCCUUUAAACCACUUUACCCUUGUAUCCAACAAGAUCAACCUACUCACACUAUUGUGCCUGAAUGGGCUGAUUCUUAAUCUCCUAGAGGUUUUAACAUGUGGAAUGUCUCCUUGCUAUAAGCUGUGCUUAAUGAAGUGUUUCAAUCUGCUAUAAUUAGCCACUGUUUCGGGUUUCAGACUUCAUCUCACACGUUUGUCAGAUUAUAAUUGUAUAAUUAGUCACACUUGACACUAAUUGGAUGUUGCUCAUGUGGACCAGUAUUCUCCUUUUGAGAUGAGGCAAAUGAAUUGGGGAGUCUUGUUGGCUUUGUUAUAGAGAAGGAGAUGGCAGCUGUGGGUGUAGCCAAAGUGUUGCUCCUCCCACACUGUGUGUGUUGUAUGCAUGGGAGAGGGAUAAGGGCCUCUACAAGCUACUGAUAAAAUGGAGCUAAAAAUAUUGAGCUUGUAUGUGGGCACAGGCCAUGUGUGUUAUUGGUAUUCUUUCUCAAGAUGACUCAGUGAAAUGGCUAUCUUAGCUAGAGUCGAUGUGUUCAAUAGGAAACAGUCUCUCUCCAGUCUAGACCCUCCCCUCUUGCAGGGAUGCAGCUAUGGCUUCCUGUAAAGCUCAGCUGCACCUGCAAAGACCCAAGACAUUUGCCUGAACAGAUCACAAAAGGCAGAAGUAUCUGGAGAAAAUUGGUGUUCUGAAAAAUGUGUAUUGCCCUUUGUCAGCCUGUAGAGGAUCAAGGUAUAGACAACAACAUUGUUUAUAACUGUAACUCUAGCCCUCAUAGGCCCUAAGCUAAAACUCUUGGGGUUCCUCAAAUGUAGUGUAAAAGACAAUAGAAUUAAUGCUACUGCAGAUCACUUGGCUUGCCGGGACUCAUGGAGUUGAGAUGUUAUUCUCUAUUAUGCAAAAUGUGUGUUAUGUAAUGCUCCCACUAAGGGCUGGGCACAGAUGUGACACCCCAAACCAUUGACAGGAGCACACUGAUAGAGGAGGCCCCAGCAUCCACAAGAUUUGCUUUUAGUUUCCCCCCUCACUCACAUCUGUAAGAUAAUGUGUGCUUUGAGGUAGGCCUAUCCUUACUGUAGCUCAGUCGCACACAGUGUCUGUGUCUGGUUAGCUGUGGUAUGUCUUUUUACCGUUGGAACAACCUUCCAACCACUUCAAUGUCACACAAAGGCCCUAAAAAACAAACAGUGGAAAAAAUAACGUAUGCAAGAGGGAAAAAAACAUAGAGAGCAAAGACAUGAGUAAGUGUGAGCGCGGCCUCUCUCACCUCCUGUGCUCUCAGACGCUGAGGCUCGUCACUCAUUAUGAGUGUUAGAGAGAUCUCUCACCUAGGCCGCUGCACCUGCUGCUCAGGGCACUGAGGGCAGUGCACUCAAAUGAAAGACGGGCAGCAACGUCUGAGACAGUUAACACCUCAUAACAGAGGGAGCUUUCAACAUUCCUUUCGCUGCUUGCUUUUCUAUCCCCCUGGCUGUUUUUUUUGUCAGACACAUUACCCUCCACUGAAGCUUGAUGGAAGUGAUCUAGGUACAGCAUUCAGAUUCACAUGACAUGGUAAUGGUACUGUAAUUUGUGGAGUAGUUUUAGGCCCAUUUAGGGCCUGCGCUCUUUAAGUAGUAGCCUAAUGACUGUAUUGUUAACAGGUACAACACAUGUAACUGCUGUAUGGCAUACAAUCUUGAAACAUGGUUGAGGUGCCAUGACAUGUUAAAAUGUCCUUGCUGCUCAGGGGCUGUAUAGGGCCAUAAGCAAACAAGGAAAUGCUCAUCCAGAGGAGGAGCUCCUCGUGGCUGGUGAUAUUUUUUUAUUUUUCUCAAAGUUUGUAUUUUUUUGUGGCAUUUUUCAUGAUUAUACAGAUAAUACAGACAGAACAGGUAGAGGGAAAAACACACACGGAUCCCCUACCAGAUCAAAACCACCCCAACCCCCCAUUCUCCAACAGAGCCCCACCCCAAAACCAGACUUAAAGCAGGCAUGAUAUAGAAUUUGAGUAAUAUAAGCAAACAAAAAAAAAUAAAAAAAGUAAUCAAACAAAAAGUAAAGAGGAGUAAAAAUAGUGAUACACAUUUUUUGGGGGGUUGGUUUAUGGAGUUGUGAAAUUAACUGGGUCCAUGUCUUCUACAAAGUAUAGGAAAGGGAGCCAGAUAUUAUAAAAUGUAAUUGCAGUUCUCCUAACGGAGUAGCCCAUUUUCUCUAGCUUGAGAUAUUGCAUGCCUUCCUUUAUCCAAUGGCUAAAAGUAAGAGGAAACCAAUCCUUUCACUUAAAUAGUAUAAGACAUCUAGCUAGAAGAGUAGUAAAUGCCAGCAUGUUGCCCAUAUAACUGUUUAGAGGGGGCCUCCUGUGGGGCCACUCGUAUAAUGAUAUGAAGGCAGAAGGUUUUAUAGGUCUCCCCAGUAUCUUAGAAAAUGUCUCAAAUUGAUAUCCAGAAAUCGGUCAAUUUCUGGCAUGUCCAAAACAUGGCAGUAAAGUAGCAGGAGCCUGCUUACAUUGGUCACAAGUGGGAUCUAUUUCUGGUCUAAUCUUGGAUAAUUUUGCCUUUGACCAAUGUAGUGGCCAGUGAUUUUAAUGCAGGAAACAAAAAUCUAUUUUACCUAAUUUCUACCAGCAUGUCACCUUUGCAAAGUUAGAGGAGACAAAACUCUAGAGCUGUGUUCGAAUACCCAUACUAACAUACGGUAUACUACAUACUUAAUAUACUGCAUACUAUAUACUAUUAGUUCAUUUUAGUAUACUGUAAACGAACAAGAUGUGACUGGGGCUCAGCUCAUUGCAGAGGCACUAAAAGCUCAGGUGAAGUGUGUGCAAUAUAUAUAAAACAGUGUUAUACUGUGUAACCGUGUUGCUAAUAAUAUAUUAGUCGCUGAUACUGUCCUUGGCAGUGAGAAUGUAGCACUACGAGUUGUGAAAGUGUGCCAUAGGUCAUUGCACUGGUAUAGCUAACUAUUAAUAUUGUUGUAGAAAAACAUUUAGAUGUUUAUGUGGAAUAGUAUAUGUUAACACCCUUGUUGAUGCAUGCCAAUGUGUGUGUCAAUGCAAAGAAAAUCUAAACUACAUUGUAACAAUUCAUAUACAAUUCAGUAUGAAAAUGUAUGCACUCACUAACUGUAAGUCGCUCUGGAUAAGAGCGUCUGCUAAAUGACUAAAAAUGUAAAAUGUAAAUGUAUCCUUUCAGUUGAUCGUACUAGCGCUUCGCCUGUCUGCCGGAAGUUGAUGCUGUUGCUAUGCAACCUCUUGCUAGCUUGUUAGCAUAACAAAUUACUAGCUAGACAUAUUACGACUUCGGGUGUGUUCUUAAAUUCAAUGUGGAGUGCCAGAGUGUGCUCGGAGUGCGCACUGGGCGUUCGUAAAUUCAGAGCAUUGUCAGAUGGUCCGUUUGUAAAUUCAGAGUGUUUCGCUCUGGGAGCGUUCAGAGGAGUAGGGUUGAUUAGAGCGUUCUGACCUUACAACAGCAGUCAAUCACCCAAGCUGACUGGCUAGCUACUUCCAGACACAAAUGAGAGAACACCUCACUCUGACCAUUUUACUCGCCCUGGCAGAGCUAGUUAGGUAGUUUUCAUGUUAUCCAGAGCAUUGGUGACUGUAACUGUGCUGCUGGCAACUAUUUAAUUACGCUUUUUUGCCGACGUUUACUGACACCGGCCAUAUUCAACGGGUGUUGAGCGUUCGUAAAUUCAUCAGUUAUUCUGCGCUAGUCUGGUACACUCAGACGAGAGUGCUCUGAAAUCGGAGUAGAUAGACAGAGUGAAUUUACGAAGGCACCCGAAUGUCCAUUGAGAACGCACAACGACUAUACAAUUUAGCUAAGAAUGACAGGAAUAAUCAAGUCAAUAAACAUUGGGUAGUUAGUUAGAUAGCAUAUAGUUAAUGUACUGGCAAGUUUGAUGUAUUAGUAGCCAACUAAUGUUAGGUAGCAAGCUAACAUACUGGUACAUACUGCUGUAAUGAUAUGCUAUGUGGUUCAUAAGGAUAGCAUAGCUAACAAAUUGUCAGCCAACAUAACGUGUAAGGUAACUUAUUUGAAAAGUCAUAACUUUAUUACAUUGCUCAACAUUUUCUUAACAUUUGUCAUAAUUAGUUGAAGCAAUGAAUUUGUAUCCGCUCUCGUUGGACUUCGGCUACAUAUUUUCCGCCAUUUAUUUCAAAUCUGAAAACGAUAUGAAGCCACGGCCAUUUUCUGAAGAAUUGCAUUAUGGGCCCUAAAAGCACUGAAAUAGUGUCCACUGCUUGUAUACUUCGUAUUUUGGUGAAUGUAGUAACAACAAAAAAAUCCAGAAAAAUGCAUGUCAAAAAUGUUAUAAAUUGAUUUGCAUUUUAAUGAGGGAAAUAAGUAUUUGACCCCUCUGCAAAACAUGACUUAGUACUUGGUGGCAAAACCCUUGUUGGCAAUCAGAGGUCAGACGUUUCUUGUAGUUGGCCACCAGGUUUGCACACAUCUCAGGAGGGAUUUUGUUCCACUCAUUAUGGUUUCGAGGCUGACAUUUGGCAACUCAAACCUUCAGCUCCCUCCACAGAUUUUCUAUGGGAUUAAGGUCUGGAGACUGGCUAGGCCACUCCAGGACCUUAAUGUGCUUCUUCUUGAGUCACUCCUUUGUUGCCUUGGCCGUGUGUUUUGGGUCAUUGUCAUGCUGGAAUACCCAUCCACGACCCAUUUUCAAUGCCCUGGCUGAGGGAAGGAGGUUCUCACCCAAGAUUUGACGGUACAUGGCCCCAUCCAUCGUCCCUUUGAUGCGGUGAAGUUGUCCUGUCCCCUUAGCAGAAAAACACCCCCAAAGGAUAAUGUUUCCACUUCCAUGUUUGACGGUGGGGAUGAUCUCCAGAUCCUUCAGGUUUCGGUGCUGUCGCUGGCCAAUACGGACUUUCAGCUCCCUCCAAAGAUUUUCUAUUGGCUUCAGGUCUGGAGACUGGCUAGGCCACUCCAGGACCUUGAGAUGCUUCUUACGGAGCCACUCCUUAGUUGCCCUGGCUGUGUGUUUCGGGUCGUUGUCAUGCUGGAAGACCCAGCCACGACCCAUCUUCAAUGCUCUUACUGAGGGAAGGAGGUUGUUGGCCAAGAUCUCGCGAUACAUGGCCCCAUCCAUCAUCCCCUCAAUACGGUGCAGUCGUCCUGUCCCCUUUGCAGAAAAGCAUCCCCAAAGAAUGUUUCCACCUCCAUGCUUCACGGUUGGGAUGGUGUUCUUGGGGUUGUACUCAUCCUUCUUCUUCCUCCAAACAUGGCGAGUGGAGCUUAGACCAAAAAGCUCUAUUUUUGUCUCAUCAGACCACAUGACCUUCUCCCAUUCCUCCUCUGGAUCAUCCAGAUGAUCAUUGGCAAACUUCAGACGGGCCUGGACAUGCGCUGGCUUGAGCAGGGGGACCUUGCGUGCGCUGCAGGAUUUUAAUCCAUGACGGCGUAGUGUGUUACUAAUGGUUUUCUUUGAGACUGUGGUCCCAGCUCUCUUCAGGUCAUUGACCAGGUCCUGCCGUGUAGUUCUGGGCUGAUCCCUCACCUUCCUCAUGAUCAUUGAUGCCCCACGAGGUGAGAUCUUGCAUGGAGCCCCAGACCGAGGGUGAUUGACCGUCAUCUUGAACUUCUUCCAUUUUCUAAUAAUUGCGCCAACAGUUGUUGCCUUCUCACCAAGCUGCUUGCCUAUUGUCCUGUAGCCCAUCCCAGCCUUGUGCAGGUCUACAAUUUUAUCCCUGAUGUCCUUACACAGCUCUCUGGUCUUGGCCAUUGUGGAGAGGUUGGAGUCUGAUUGAGUGUGUGGAAAGGUGUCUUUUUAUACAGGUAAUGAGUUCAAACAGGUGCAGUUAAUACAGGUAAUGAGUGGAGAACAGGAGGGCUUCUUAAAGAAAAACUAACAGGUCUGUGAGAGCCGGAAUUCUUACUGGUUGGUAGGUGAUCAAAUACUUAUGUCAUGCAAUAAAAUGCAAAUUAAUUACUUAAAAAUCAUACAAUGUGAUUUUCUAGAUUUUUGUUUUAGAUUCCGUCUCUCACAGUUGAAGUGUACCUAUGAUAAAAAUUACAGACCUCUACAUGCUUUGUAAGUAGGAAAACCUGCAAAAUCGGCAGUGUAUCAAAUACUUGUUCUCCCCACUGUAUGUGCUUUCUUGAACAGGGGGACCUUGCGGGCGCUGCAUGAUUUCAGUCCUUCACGGCGUAGUGUGUUACCAAUUGUUUUCUUAGUGACUAUGGUCCCAGCUUCCUUGAGAUCAUUGACAAGAUCCUCCCGUGUAGUUCUGGGCUGAUUCCUCACCGUUCUCAUGAUUAUUGCAACUCCACGAGGUGAGAUCUUGCAUGGAGCCACAGGCCGAGGGAGAUUGACAGUUAUUUUGUGUUUCUUCCAUUUGCGAAUAAUCGCAAACUGUUGUCACCUUCUCACCAAGCUGCUUGGUGAUGGUCUUGUAGCCCAUUCCAGCCUCGUGUAGGUCUACAAUCUUGUCCCUGACAUCCUUGGAGAGCUCUUUGGUCUUGGCCAUGGUGGAGAGUUUGGAAUCUGAUUGAUUGAUUGCUUCUGUGGACAGGUGUCUUUUUAUACAGGUAACAAGCUGAGAUUAGGAGCACUCCCUUUAAGAGUGUGCUCCUAAUCUCAGCUCGUUACCUGUAUAAAAGACACCUGGGAGCCAGAAAUCUUUCUGAUUGAGAGGGGGUCAAAUACUUGAAGCGGAUUCUAAGCUACACAAACUGGAAUAUGUUACUGGAUUCAUCCGAUGGCAUUGAGGAGUUUACCACAUCAGUCACCGGUUUCAUUAAUAAGUGAAUCGACGAUGUCAUUCCCACAAUGACCAUACGUACAUAUAGGGCUGGGCGGAAUACCGUAUUUUACGGUAUACCGGUAUUGAUGCACGGACCGGUUUGGGUUUUUGCUUUACCUUCUAUAAUGGUAUUUUAAUGUUUGGUUUGUUAAAUGUGAUACGGCAGGUGUAACGUUAAUUUUUAUAGUAUACUUCGCUACCUGAGUCAUCUCUCCGUUCUCUCUCACUCUCUCCAUGCCGCUUUCCACACAAACCUAGCCCCGCCCCCUGUCACUCAAGGAGCGCAUUUGGUUUUCCUCGACCACAAGACACUUGCUUUCAGUCUGCAUGGUCAAUGCAGCACAUGGAAUAAUGUUGAUGAUGACCAUACUGUGUUCACUAUGCUUCUUAAUAUAAAUCCACUAGCGUUCUAUAAUUACACUAUUAGUUUGUGUUUCUUACAUCUGCAAACAGCUAGUUUGUCUGUUCUUAGCAAGUUGGGCCUAAAUGUUGUUAGCCGCUAAUGCUAAUCGCUAGUUAGCUGGCUAGCUAGCGGGCUGUCAUGUGCCUUUUACUGAUGAGUGGCUUCCAUCUGUCCACUCUACGAUAAAGGCCUGAUUGGUGGAGUGACCAUCAGGUUUUUGGUCACCUCCCUGACCAAGGCCGUAUUCCCCUGAUUGCUCAGUUUGGCCAGGCGGCCAGCUCUAGGAAGAGUCUUGGUGGUUCCAAACUUCUUCCAUUUAAGAAUGAUGGAGGCCAAUGUGUUCUUGGGGACCUUCAAUGCUACAGAAAUGUUUUGGUACCCUUCCCCAGAUCUGUGCCUCAACACAAUCCUGUCUCGGAGCUCUACGGACAAUUCCUUCAUCCUCAUGGCUUGGUUUUUGCUCUGACAUGCACUGUCAACUGUGGGACCUUAUAUAGACAGGUGUGUGCCUUUCCAUAUCAUGUCCAAUCAAUUGAAUUUACCACAGGUGGACUCCAAUGAAGUUGUAGAAACAUGAGCAAUAGAAACAGGAUGCAACUGAGCUCAAUUUCAAGUCUCAUAGCAAAGGGUCUGAAUACUUAUGUAAAUAAGGUAUUUCGGUUUUUAUUUUUAAUAAAUAUGCCAAUUUCUAAACCUGUUUUCUCUUUGUCAUUAUUGGGUAUUGCGUGUAGAUUGAGGGGGAAAAAUAAUUUAAUCAUUUUAGGAUAAGGCUGUAACGUAACAAUGUCGAAAAAUUUAAAGGGUUUGAAUACUUUCCGAAUGCACUGUAUAUGGCGCAUAGAAGUCCGAAGAGGGUGGCCAGCAGAGAUAGGUGGGAUAGGCUGAGGGAAACUGAGUGUUUGGAUGUGGAACUGGAGACAAGUGGGAGUGGAGUUGCUGGGCGGGGGAUAGAAUGAUGGUCAAAGAUAAAAUAAAAAAUAAUAAUACCAAAAAUAAAGUAUGUUUGAAUGACACUGAGGGGCAACGCUGUUACGUCCAAUGCCUGUUUGCCUGAGGCUGAUGCCACGCAGGUGCUUGUACGCAUGUACACAUGCAUAUACACACACUCUCAUUCAAAUGCACACACGGACAUGUACACACAUGUAAUUAGUGCCAGACAUGCACUGAAACGUAUACAGUUGGCCUUGCUUGAUUUUUUUUUGGGGGGGGCUCGGGUGGUUGAGGGGCAGCUCUCGGGGAACUCUGGGGGGAUCUUGCAUGGUUGGUGACCUGGCGGUUGGGAGCUUGGGCCGGUGGCCGAUGAGUCACUGGUUCGGGUCCCCAUUUUGACUUUGUGGGAGAUCUGUCGAUGUGUCCCUUGGGCAGGGCGCUUGACCCUGGUUGCUCCUGUGGGUUGCUCUGGAGCGGCUUCACUGCAGGUGGAUUGUAUGUUUUUUAAUAUAAAAAAUUAAUUAUACUGUUCGCAAAACAAUGUCCAUACAGGUUAGAACACAUUACAAUGCAAGAAGAUACAGGUAGCUCCCAGCUUUGUAGGCUAACUUUUCUUGUUAGCUUACAGCUGAAGAUAUCAUCAAAAUAUGCUGAUUUCAAAGCUGAUUGCCACAAACUUUAUUCAUUCCCUUGAUUGGUCUAUCAUGACUCUUCCAAAGAUGAUCUAUUGCCUCAGCAAACUGACUCCUGGCUGUCCCCCUCUUGCCUCGUGAAUGACGAAAGAGACAGCGCACGCUUUUAUUAAAUGUGACUGACCACCUCGAUUCGAAAUUAUGUAGCAACAUUUGAAAUUGUGUUUUUUACAUUAGAUAAAAGUAGAGACUCAGAGCUACAAAAUAGUAUAUCAUAAACUACAGUUGAGGAACAAUGGGAAAGUAAUUCUGCUUUGAAAGUUGAUAAACCUGUAACCCCCACUUUUGAGAAAAUGGCCCUUGAAUGUUUUCGUACACCUACUGGAGAGCUCUUCUUUGACUACACCCACUCAGCAUCGUUCACACCCUCUUAAGCCUUAGCCCCACCCAUCUCUAUUAGGAUUCACAUGUGUACAAGAACAAUAUCAGUGAUACUGGUGAUAAACAAGGUAGAUAUAUGCAUACAAUAAGGGGUAAAGUGGCUGAACAGCAGGAUUAAAAAAACCUUGCAAAAAUAAAUGGUAGAAGCAAUGUAUGACGUGUGUGUGUGUGUGUUAGGAGAGAGUCAUGUGAAUGUGCAUAGAGGUACUGCAGAUAGUCCUGAUGACUGGGAACUCGCCCCCAGUGAUGAACUGGUCCAUCCGUACCACGCAUGAACAAGGGAAUCUAAGAGCCUGUUUCAGUCCUGCCCUUGACUUUGGUGCAGUGCAUGUGAUGUCCAUGGCCUCUUCGUCGCAAAAAACUCCCUGAACUUCUCAAAUAUAUGUUUGUCUAGUUGUGUCCAGUCCAGGUGGUGCUUGUACAGGCAGAUCAUCUAUGGGAGGAAGGACGUCAGCGUUGUGCUGCAGCCGAAACCUGGUCCUGACUGAGUCCCAACGCUCCUUGUCGACAACAACACCAGGCUCCAGAGCAUCGAAGCUGUAAAACAGGAAAAUAGACAAAAAGAUAGAAGACAUUACAACCUUGCAUAACAUCAAUUGACCUCCCAAUUUAGAUAGUAAGAAUAACCUCCUACAAUGUAAUGAAAAUGAUAUUCACCUGAAGUGCUGGUACUGCUUGAUCUGUGCUGGUACAGAGUCAGGUGUUGUUGCCAGCCAUAGCUUUCCACCAGCACCAUACCAUCCUCCAGUCCAACCAGCUGUGGGAUGUUGACCCCUGUCACAGUGCUGUCAUUCACCACUCCAGCAAUCUCUCCACAGAUUCCUGAAGGAAGACAGCCUGACUACACGUACCUCUGAAAAAUACACAAAUAAUGUGAGAGUCAUAACAAUUGCGGCAAUCAUGUUAGAGGUCAAUGAAAUCAUCAAAAUAUGUGUUGUUUAUGCUUUACAUAGCAAGCGUUGUCAUCGAUUCCUUGUAGAGACGCUACACUGCUGCUUUUGUCACAUGAGAUGGCAGCAGCUUUCUACCAAAGUGUUUGUACCCUGGGUGGCGUCCUGGUAAUACUAUUGCAUUAUCCUUUGCAUAGUUGUUGAUGAAGUUCACAACUCAUUGCAAGUCCUCAUGCUUCAGAUGUAACCUGUGCUUGCUUGGGCCGGCUCUCAUUUUGAUGGGAGGCAAUAGACCAUUCUACUUGUAUGCCUGGUGGAGGAGAGUCAGGCGUGUUCUACUGAUGCUGAAAGACAAAUUCCAGAUACAAAUAUUUUAGCACUAUUAUACAAUAGAUGGCCGUAAUCAACGCCAGACACACCUGGCUAACUUUUAUGGGUCAUGUAAUCAUCUGGCGAAGUGGAGUCUUUUGUUUAGACAUGUAGCUAGCUAGCUAAACAAUGAACCAUAAUCCCAACCCAUAGAGUAGCAAUACAAACCGAUUGUCAUAGCUAGCUAACGCUACCCAACUAGGUUCAAUAGCUAGCUAACAUUAGGCUAUAACUAGCAAUGCAAAUGAAUUUCUGAGAUACGAAUAAUAUUGCUACACAGAUCAUACAGGUAACAUUAGCUAGUAAGCCAGCCAGCUAACGUUAGCUAGCUAGCUAACAGUACGUUUUAACUUGGAGUCUUUUGUUUAGACAUGUAACUAGCUAGCUAAACAAUGAACCAUCAUCCCAAUCCAUAGAGUACUAGCAAUACAAACCGAUUGUCAUAGCUUUCUGACAAAAUUAGAAACGUAUAAUAUCUGAAAAUGUAGCUAUUCUCUUACCUAUAUACAUGGAUGAACUCUUCUUGACAGACUGCAACCCCUUUCAUUAAAUAAGACGUCCUGUGUUGUUUCCGUUUUGUUUGUACAGCUUGCUUGGCCUGUUGUGUCAAGUCACUCUAGUUCACACUGACCGUGUGCAAUGGCAUAAGAAUCAUCAGGUCUUUCUCUGUCACGGAUGCCAUUGUUGCCUUUAGUUUGAAGAUGUAAUCCGGAUAAACACUUUUGCAGUUCUCCAUGAUAUCUUAAAAAAAAGCUGCAGUAGAAAAGAUUAUCUACACAUACCGAACAGCUCAUGUUAUUAGCAGAAGGUGCUACAUGGCAGGCCAAUCCGAACUAAUCUCUCGGCAUGUCCAGCCCAUUCAUUAUCUCAGCCAGUCAUGGCUAUUGGGAAGGUUCCUGUCUUUUUCCUUGGCUAAUUUUAACAAUUGUAUUCGUAUUUACAGAUGGCAUAGAAGUUUGUUAUUAAGGCACAUGAAAGUUCACAUGUUCCAGAAGGCAUUUCUGCCAAAAAACACAUGAUGAUAAAAUAAAAUAAAACACUUUUAAAUGCCUCCUGUGAAGUAGUGACGUGCGACAUACGCCUAGUUUCCUGAAACAAGUCACAAAUAAGAUACUUCUAUGCAAAUGUUGUUGAUCAGUACAAUAAAAUAAGUCCCAAAUGGAAGGGAACUAGAUUGUUUGUCAUCUGUAUCCCCAUGAAAUCAGCCAAAACAAGCUCAAUAAAUCUAUGCAUGCAUUGGCCUAGGCUACAUCUUGAUUUACCCAGUUUAUCAAUAGAGAUUUACCAUUCAAAUAAAUGAUUACCAGCAUGUUAUGUCGUUAGAUUGGUAAAAACAAAGUCAAAUUGAUUGUAUGAUUUGUAUAAUUUAUUCAUUAAUGCAUACAUAACAUUUCAAAUGUGAUGAUAUUGAACUCAAAAGAUGCCCAACAAUUGAACAGAGCAGUAGCUGAGUUUAUCUGUCUGGAUCAAGUGCCAUUCUAAGCCUUCUUUUUUUGCAGUGGUAUAGUUUUGGUAUCGAUGUUAUCAAGAAUCGUGAUACUAAACCUGGUAUCAGUAUCGAAGUCAAAAUUCUGGUGUUGUGACAGCACUACUCGGUACUGGUACCCUGUGUAUAUAGCCAAGUUAUCGUUACUCGUUGUGUAUUUAUUAUAACUUUUAUUAUUAUUACGUAAUAUUACUUUUCUAUUAUUUCUCUAUUUUCUUUCUCUGCAUUAUUUGGUUGGGCCCCUAAGUAAGCGUUUCACUGUUAGUCUACACCUGUUGUUUACGAAGCAUGUGACAAAUAACAUUUGAUUGAGGCCAGUUUUAUAACCUUUGAAUGCACAUGUAAGCUCACUGCUCUAUGACAUUUCCACAAGGCCUAGAAUAACAUUGGCAUAAUUAUCCACUGCUCACUGACUUUGUUAGUUUAUAACAAGAUGAUUUUGCCAGGAUGCCAUCCUAACUGAUGGUUAGGCUAGUCUUUAACCUCGGUCUCUAGGCUUCAUUCUCUCCCGAGAUCUCUCACUCUCUCAUGCGCUCUCCUUGCCUUGUGUACCUGGGACUGUUUACUCUUCACAACUACACACGCAGCCUCUUUCCCAGAAUCCUCAAACACUGUGGCUUUCUCGCACUGCAGAGCCUUCCUCUUUGUGAGGGACAACAUUCCAAGCAUGUCUGUUUAUCUGCUGGAAGCUGUCUAAUCAGGGAAUUAGGGAGAAAGAGAGGAUAGGGUUGUAGGACAAGGAGGAAAGAGAGAGAAGGCAGAUUUUGGCUUUUUUGCUCGGCCUAAGCAUGCCUCUCUUCUCUGAUCGAGACUGGGAGAGCUGCGACUACAGCGCCUCAUUAAGUGUUUGUCUUUUCAAAAUGGCUGCCUGUGUGUAUUGUAAUUGAGAACAUGUGGUGAAAAUUCAUUACAGCUAUAUGUGUUGUUGCCAUGUUCAAGAAGCUGUCUGCCAGUGGCAGGCCCAGCUAGGUAGAACUUUACAGAGGCAUAUGUUGCUGUCUUUUGUCUUAGAUUCAGCAUUCAUCCUCAUUUGAUAUAAUUAUAUCUGUGUGCUAGAGGCUCUGCUUCGAUUAAUUAAGCAGGAUAAUUACCAUAUGUGACAGGGACUGAAGGUUUGAAUGUGAAAUCUCCUCCUUUCACAGCUAAUAUUAACAUUGAUACCCUAAGUGGCUGCCAAACUAUCACUGGCAUUGAAAAAACCUUCACAAACUACAGCGUCAUUGAGAGAAUAUUAGUACUGUCUGUAAAUCUGUAUACGUUAGUCAUGACUCUUUGAACACAUUCAUAUUGUGAUGCCCUAGCCUAACCCAAUCAUCCCCUUCAUUGAUUCAACGCCCUAAAUAGAAACCAAAGCUCACUACUGUGUAGAAUGUCAUGUGACCGUCCCAGCAGCCCAAAGGUCAUGACGAUAGGCUAGGCUAUAUGAAAGUCACGUCGCUCUCUGCAAAGAGCAAUAUAAGCAUCACACGGACAACAAUAUUCAGCUUAGUCACAUAGUUUGUCCAUGGUAGAGCCACUCCAAUCAAUGAGUAAAGAUCCUGAGAAUAGUGUUUGUUUGAUUCUUUGAUUGACCCUGGUGAUUAACAUGAUUAAAGGUCGACUGUAAUCAUCAUUUGCAUUUCUGCUGGUUGCUAGGGGACAGCACUUAAUCCUCCAUCCCUGAUUGUAUGCAGACAGAUCAGGAGAGAGGGUGAAGAGGUGGAAAUAUGCUUCUAGAAUGUAGCCGAUACCAACCCUGUAAUGUUUACCAGUGUUUUCCACAAGCACAUGGAGUAGCCAGCCAAAUAGAAAAAGUAGCCAGCCAGGCUCCCCCAAUUUUGGUGGCCUCUGUUACAUUCUGAUUUGUAUUUUCGACAAGCAACUAUAAGGAAAUAGCACUAAUCCAUUUUUUCCCACACUUUUACUGUAGACUAGGUUUCCAUCCAAUUGGCAACAGAUUUUCAUGCGAAUAUUCUAAAAUCUGCGCAUUUUCCCACCAGAAGUGUUUCCUUCAAAUUGACUAGUUGUAGAUAAAAGGCUGUGGUUGAUGACGUAGUGCACAAAACAUUUUUAUCAAAUCAAAUCAAAUUUUAUUGGCCACAUGCGCCGAAUACAACAGGUGCAGACAUUACAGUGAAAUGCUUACAUUACAGCCCUUAACCAACAGUGCAUUUAUUUUUAACAAAAAAGUAAAAAUAAAACAACAACCAAAAAAGUGUUGAGAAAAAAAGAGCAGAAGUAAAAUAAAAUAACAGUAGGGAGGCUAUAUAUACAGGGGGGUACCGGUGCAGAGUCAAUGUGCGGGGGCACCGGCUAGUUGAGGUAGUUGAAGUAAUAUGUACAUGUGGGUAGAGUUAAAGUGACUAUGCAUAAAUAAUUAACAGAGUAGCAGCAGCGUAAAAGGAUGGGGUGGAGGGGCAGUGCAAAUAGUCUGGGUAGCCAUGAUUAGCUGUUCAUGAGUCUUAUGGCUUGGGGGUAGAAGCUGUUGAGAAGUCUUUUGGACCUAGACUUGGCACUCCGGUACCGCUUGCCGUGCGGUAGCAGAGAGAACAGUCUAUGACUAGGGUGGCUGGAGUCUUUGACAAUUUUGAGGGCUUUCCUCUGACACCGCCUGGUAUAGAGGACCUGGAUGGCAGGAAGCUUGGCCCCAGUGAUGUACUGGGCCGUACGCACUACCCUCUGUAGUGCCUUGCGGUCGGAGGCCAAGCAGUUGCCAUACCAGGCGGUGAUGCAACCAGUCAGGAUGCUCUCGAUGGUGCAGCUGUAGAUUUUUUUGAGGAUCUGAGGACCCAUGCCAAAUCUUUUCAGUCUCCUGAAGGGGAAUAGGCUUUGUCGUGCCCUCUUCACGACUGUCUUGGUGUGUUUGGACCAUGAUAGUUCAUUGGUGAUGUGGACACCAAGGAACUUGAAGCUCUCAACCUGUUCCACUACAGCCCCGUCGAUGAGAAUGGGGGCGUGCUCAGUCCUCUUUUUUUCCCUGUAGUCCACAAUCAUCUCCUUUGUCUUGGUCACGUUGAGGGAGAGGUUGUUGUCCUGGCACCACACGGCCAGGUCUCUGACCUCCUCCCUAUAGGCUGUCUCAUCGUUGUCGGUGAUCAGGCCUGCCACUGUUGUGUCGUCGGCAAACUUAAUGAUGGUGUUGGAGUCGUGCCUGGCCAUGCAGUCAUGGGUGAACAGGGAGUACAGGAGGGGACUGAGCACGCACCCCUGAGGGGCCCCCGUGUUGAGGAUCAGUGUGGCAGAUGUGUUGUUACCUACCCUUACCACUUGGGGGCGGCCCGUCAGGAAGUCCAGGAUCCAGUUGCAGAGGGAGGUGUUUAGUCCCAGGAUCCUUAGCUUAGUGAUGAGCUUUGAGGGCACUAUGGUGUUGAAUGCUGAGCUGUAGUCAAUGAAUAGCAUUCUCACGUAGGUGUUCCUCUUGUCCAGGUGGGAAAGGGCAGUGUGGAGUGCAAUAGAGAUUGCAUCAUCUGUGGAUCUGUUGGGGCGGUAUGCAAAUUAGAGUGGGUCUAGGGUUUCUGAGAUAAUGCUGUUGAUGUGAGCCAUGACCAGCCUUUCAAAGCACUUCAUGGCUACAGACGUCAGUGCUACGGGUCGGUAGUCAUUUAGGCAGGUUAUCUUAGAGUCCUUGGGCACGGGGACUAUGGUGGUCUGCUUGAAACAUGUUGGUAUUACAGACUCAGUCAGGGACAUGUUGAAAAUGUCAGUGAAGACACUUGCCAGUUGGUCAGCACAUGCUCGGAGUACACGUCCUGGUAAUCCGUCUGGCCCUGUGGCCUUGUGAAUGUUGACCUGGUUAAAAGUCUUACUCACAUCGGCUGCGGAGAGCGGGAUCACAUAGUCAUCCGGAACAGCUGGUGCUCUCAUGCAUGCUUCAGUGUUGCUUGCCUCGACGCGAGCAUAGAAGUGGUUUAGCUCGUCUGGAAGUCUUGUGUCACUGGGCAGCUCGCGACUGUGCUUCCCUUUGUAGUCUGUAAUAGUUUUCAAGCCCUGCCACAUCCGACGAGCGUCAGAGCCAGUGUAGUACGAUUCAAUCUUAGUCCUGUAUUGACUCUUUGCCUGUUUGAUGGUUCGUCGGAGGGCAUAGCGGGAAUUCUUAUACGCGUCCGGGUUAGAGUCCCGCUCCUUGAAAGCGGCAGCUCUACCCUUUAGCUCAGUGCGGAUGUUUCCUGUAAUCCAUGGCUUCUGGUUGGGAUAUGUACGUACGGUCACUGUGGGGACGACAUCAUCAAUGCACUUAUUGAUGAAGCCAGUGACUGAUGUGGUGUACUCCUCAAUGCUAUCUGAAGAAUCCCAGAACAUGUUCCAGUCUGUGCUAGCAAAACAGUCCUGUAGCUUAGCAUCUGUGUCAUCUGACCACUUUUUUAUUAACCGAGUCACUGGUGCUUCCUGCUUUAGUUUUUGCUUAUAAGCAGGAAUCAGGAGGAUAGAGUUAUGGUCAGAUUUGCCAAAUGGAGGGCGAGGGAGAGCUUUGUAUGCGUCUCUGUGUGUGGAGUAAAGGUGGUCUAGAGUUUUUUUUCCUCUGGUUGCACAUUUAACAUGCUGGUAGAAAUGAGGUAGAACGGAUUUAAGUUUCCCUGCAUUAAAGUCCCCGGCCACUAGGAGCACUGCAUCUGGAUGAGCGUUUUCCUGUUGAUUUAUGGCCUUAUACAGCUCAUUCAGUGCAAUCUUAAUGCCAGCAUUGGUUUGUGGUGGUAAAUAGACAGCUAUGAAAAAUAUAGAUGAAAACUCUCUUGGUAAAUAGUGUGGUCUACAGCUUAUCAUAAGAUACUCUACCUCAGGCGAGUAAAACCUCGAGACUUCCUUAGUAUUUGAUUUUGUGCACCAGCUGUUGUUUACAAAUAUACACAGACCGCCACCCCUUGUCUUACCGGAGUCAGCCGUUCUAUCCUGCCGAUGUAGCGUAUAGCCCGCUAGCUGUAUGUUGUCCAUGUCGUCGUUCAGCCACGACUCGGUGAAACACAAGAUAUUACAGUUUUUAAAGUCCCGUUGGUAGGAUAACCGUAAUCUUAAGUCAUCCAAUUUGUUCUCCAAUGAUUGAAGAUUGGCUAAUAGGAUUGAUGGGAGCGGCAGUUUACUCGCUCGCCGUCGGAUCCUUACAAGACACCGACCUACGUCCAUGAUAUCUCCGUCUCUUCCUCAUGCGAAUGACGGGGAUUUGGGCCUUGUCGGGUGUCUGUAGGAUAUCCUUCGCGGCCGCCUCGUUGAAGAAAAAAUCUUCGUCCAAUACGAGGUGAGUAAUCGCUGUCCUGAUAUCCAGAAGUAUCUAUAGCCACAGUAAAACGAGUCCUAUAUCGACAUAACCUAAAAGGCAGCUCAGCAAGGAAGAAGCCACUGCUCCAAAACCGCCAUAAAAAAGCCAGACUACGGUUUGCAACUGCACAUUGGGACAAAGAUAGUACUUUUUGGAGAAAUGUCCUCUGGUCUGAUGAACCAAAAAUAGAACUGUUUGGCCAUAAUGACCAUCGUUAUGUUUGAAGGAAAAAGGGGAACGCUUGCAAGCCGAAGAACACCAUCCCAACCGUAAAGCACGGGGGUGGCAGCAUCAUGCUGUGGGGGUGCUUUGCUGCAGGAGGGACUGGUGCACUUCACAAAAUAGAUGGCAUCAUGAGGAAGGAAAAUUGUGGAUAUAUUAAAGCAACAUCUCAAGACAUCAGUCAGGAAGUUAAAGCUUUGUCGCAAAUGGGUCUUCCAAAUGGACAAUGACCCCAAGCGUACUUCCAAAGUUGUGGCAAAAUGGCUUAAGGACAACAAAUCAAGGUAUUGGAGUGGCCAUCACAAAGCCCUGACCUCAAUCCUAUAGAAAAUGUGUGGGCAGAACUGAAAAAGCGUGUGCAAGCAAGGAGGCCUACAAACCUGACUCAAAAUUUAUUGUGGGAAGCUUGUGGAAGGCUACCCGAAACGUUUGACCCAAGUUAAACAAUUUAAAGGCAAUGCUACCAAAUACUAAUUGAGUGCAUGUAAACUUCUGACCCACUGGAGAUGUGAUGAAAGAAAUAAAAGCUGAAAUGAAUAAUUCUCUCUACUAUUGUUCUGAUGUUUCACAUUCUUAAAAUAAAGUGGUGAUCCUAACUGAACUAAGACAGGGAAUUUUUACUAGGAUUAAAUGUCAGGAAUUGUGAAAACUGAGUUUAAUUGUAUUUGGCUAAGGUGUAUGUAAACUUCCAACUUCAACUGUGUGUCUGUGUGUGUAUAUAUACAGUGGGGAGAACCAAGUAUUUGAUACACUGCCGAUUUUGCAGGUUUUCCUACUUACAAAGCAUGUAGAGGUCUGUAAUUUUUAUCAUAGGUACACUUAAACCGUGAGAGACGGAAUCUAGAAAAUCCAGAAAAUCACAUUGUAUGAUUUUUAAGUAAUUCAUUUGCAUUUUAUUGCAUGACAUAAGUAUUUGAUACAUCAGAAAAGCAGAACUUAAUAUUUGGUACAGAAACCUUUGUUUGCAAUUACAGAGAUCAUACGUUUCCUGUAGGUCUUGACCAGGUUUGCACACACUGCAGCAGGGAUUUUGGCCCACUCCUCCAUACAGACCUUCUCCAGAUCCUUCAGGUUUCGGGGCUGUCGCUGGGCAAUACGGACUUUCAGUUCCCUCCAAAGAUUUUCUAUUGGGUUCAGGUCUGGAGACUGGCUAGGCCACUCCAGGACCUUGAGAUGCUUCUUACGGAGCCACUCCUUAGUUGCCCUGGCUGUGUGUUUCGGGUCGUUGUCAUGCUGGAAGACCCAGCCACGACCCAUCUUCAAUGCUCUUACUGAGGGAAGGAGGUUGUUGGCCAAGAUCUCACGAUACAUGGCCCCAUCCAUCCUCCCCUCAAUACGGUGCAGUCGUCCUGUCCCCUUUGCAGAAAAGCAUCCCCAAAGAAUGAUGUUUUCACCUCCAUGCUUCACGGUUGGGAUGGUGUUCUUGGGGUUGUACUCAUCCUUCUUCUUCCUCCAAACACAGCGAGUGGAGUUUAGACCAAAAAGCUCUAUUUUUGUAUCAUCAGACCACAUGACCUUCUCCCAUUCCUCCUCUGGAUAAUCCAGAUGGUCAUUGGCAAACUUCAGAUGGGCCUGGAAAUGCGCUGGCUUGAGCAGGGGGACCUUGUGUGCACUGCAGGAUUUUAAUCCAUGAUGGCGUAGUGUGUUACUAAUGGUUUUCUUUGAGACUGUGGUCCCAGCUCUCUUCAGGUCAUUGACCAGGUCCUGCCGUGUAGUUCUGGGCUGAUCCCUCACCUUCCUCAUGAUCAUUGAUGCCCCACGAGGUGAGAUCUUGCAUGGAGCCCCAGACCAAGGGUGAUUGACCGUCAUCUUGAACUUCUUCCAUUUUCUAAUAAUUGCGCCAACAGUUGUUGCCUUCUCACCAAGCUGCUUGCCUAUUGUCCUGUAGCCCAUCCCAGCCUUGUGCAGGUCUACAAUUUUAUCCCUGAUGUCCUUACACAGCUCUCUGGUCUUGGCCAUUGUGGAGAGGUUGGAGUCUGUUUGAUUGAGUGUGUGGACAGGUGUCUUUUAUACAGGUAAUGAGUUCAAACAGGUGCAGUUAAUACAGGUAAUGAGUGGAGAACAGUAGGGCUUCUUAAAGAAAAACUAACAGGUCGGUGAGAGCCGGAAUUCUUACUGGUUGGUAGGUGAUCAAAUACUUAUGUCAUGCAAUAAAAUGCAAAUUAAUUACUUAAAAAUCAUACAAUGUGAUUUUCUGGAUUUUUGUUUUAGAUUCCGUCUCUCACAGUUAAAGUGUACCUAUGAUAAAAAUUACAGACCUCUACAUGCUUUGUAAGUAGGAAAACCUGCAAAAUCGGCAGUGUAUCAAAUACUUGUUCUCCCCACUGUGUAUAUAUAUAUAUAUAUAUGUAUAUUGUGUGUUAUGUUAUAUAUUUAUAUGUGUGUAUAUAAUAUAUGUAUAUAUUAUAUUGUGUGUGUGGAAAAAUACAUGUUUAAAAAUGUCGCCCAAUCUAUUGACGACUCUCGGUCGACCAAGACUUUAUUUUAGUCGGGAACAGCCCUACUAUAUUGAAGGUUUACUUUUUUAAAUCACUUUGCCUAAAAUCAGUACGCUCAGCGAGUAGAUUGAUGGGCACUUAUUUUUGCUCUGGACAGCUCGCGUGUGCUGUGUGACGGCAUGUACCGCUCAAAGUUGUGACUCGAGAGCGUGGUGGUGCUUGAAUGAAUGGCUAAUCAUAUUGCUCAUAUACAAAUAGCAUGACAAUUUCGCAUACAGUCUUCAAUGGUUGACUGCGACAGAGCAGGUAAAUGUUGAACUGGAAUGCAGCAAUGUGCUAAAAUGUUGCUGGCCCUUUCGAACCAGUGACUGAACACUGGCCCAACACAUGUUUAUACUGGCCAAGUGCCACGGGCCAUCAUUAAUGUCGGACCCUGCACGCAAAAUAAAAUAAAUGAAUGGAUUUCGACUCAUCAUUACUACAUUAUGGGACGUGCAAAUUCAUGCUCUCUCCCUCCGUAUACGUUUUUUGGGACUGCACACAACAUACACCCAGAUACCGAGAGGCGGGACAGACAGCAGACUGUCAGACCAGCAGCGUUUCCCUGUCAUUGCUCACUUUGUGACUGACAGAUGGUUGUCCUAUCAAUAGAGCUCUAGAAUAUGCAUAUUGUUCAUUCUAGCAGGAGAGGGCUCGGCAGACUUUUUUCUGACUAGCGAAUUGAAAAGUAGCCUAUUUUUUUAAGUGGGAAAAGUACCUGGCUGAAAAUGAGUCUGUAAUCGUCUGUAAACUUUGUUGCUCCUUGCUGAAACAAGCAAGGUGUUGCAGCAAACGAGCACACAAAGGUGCAGCAGCAGAACAUAGAAAUAGAAUCUAUGGCAGCACAUGCAGUCAUGAGCAGAGAAGAGGAAAAAAUGUGUCUUAAUAUAUAUAUGAGUGGCGCAGUGGUCUAAGGCACUGCAUUGCAGUGCUAACUGUGCUACUAGAGAUCCUGGUUCGAAUCCAGGCUCUGUCGCAGCCGGCCGCGACCAGGGAGACUCAUGGGCGGGCGCACAAUUGGCCCAGCGUCGUCCAGGGUAGGGGAGGGAAUGGGCCGGUAUAAACCUUGUAAGAAUAUGCACACACACUUACAAUGGUGUUACAGAGGAUUGACGUGUGGUACCGCCAUUUUACUUUGUAUACAUAUUUUUUUUUUCUUCUUCUUUUUUUUCUCUGGCGAUUGGGCCUAUUUCAGUAUCUUUACCAGCCAUAUAACCAAAUGCCUGUCAGUGCCAACCACGUGGUGUUGACCGGUCUGAAUGGUCUCCCUGCUGCAGGUUGGGUGAUAAGUUCUACAAGGAUGCCAUUGAGCAGUGCCGCAGCUACAAUGCCCGCCUAUGUGCUGAGCGCAGUGUGCGCCUGCCCUUCUUGGACUCCCAGACUGGCGUGGCACAGAACAACUGCUACAUCUGGAUGGAGCGCCACCACCGCAGCCCUGGUGGGUAGAGAUAGAGAAGCAUGAUGGCUGGCUCUGUGGUUUACUAAAACUAUCAUUCAGUUGUUGAGGUUUACUGGGUAGUGUCAUCUGUGUCUAAAUAUGUCCAUAUAAUGAUAUCCAAUAGUGUUCAUGUUGCCUCCAACGAGAACCCUUCAUAUAUAUACAACUGUGUAAGGAUAUUGAGUUAACUCAUUUAGGGUCGAUAAGCAACACAUUAUGUAUCAGGCUGGGUGUGGGGUGGGGGGGCAGUGAGACCUGUGAGGUGUAUUCUUCAGUUCCUGUCUCUCUGUUUAUAGGGGUGGCUGCAGGUCAGAUGUACACAUACCCCGCCCGCUGCUGGAGGAAGAAGAGGCGGCUGCACACCUCCAUGGACCCUCCGUUGCGCCUCUGUGGCCUCCAGCUAGGUAAUAGAACCCCCCCCCACACACACACACACACACACACACACACACACAAAACUCCUGCAUCUCUCUGCUGUGUCUCAUCACCAGUCAGUCCAGUGCAUUCAUCUCCCAUUCUAUUAUCUUGUUAUUAUUUAUGAUCUGGAAUCAUCUAACUGAAAGCACAUCAUUCCAUUUCAGUGUGGAAAGCAAACAGCCUGCUAGUCACUUUUUAUCAAAUGAAAAGUGCUCAGUUCAGUGAGCCAGUAAACUUGUUUUGUGAGAACUAGAACAUGUAAUCAAAUUUUUGCCUUCUCAGCUGGGAGGAGAAGGACCGGAAUCACAACAGACUGCAUUAAAUAAAUGUUAUGAAAAAUAGAGUUUGUCGCUGCUCCUCAGAUAAGUUCCUGAGCAUUUUCUCACCAAAUUGCUCACUCUAUCACCCACGUCUAUUUAUUUUUACAUUUUAGUCAUUUAGCAGACGCUCUUAUCCAGAGCGACUUACAGUUAGUGCAUACAUUUUUUUACCUGUUCAUUCCUACACUCCCACACAUUAAGUCACUCCGCCCUACACUAUCUCACCCCCCCUCAGCUAUUUUCGCUCCCGAGCGCUCCUCACUCUCUCACUGCUAUGUUGGCUGGGUUUCUUACCUGGUCAGCUCACCAGAGCUUAAGUAACUGGUCAGUUCUGGGGCUAUGGCCUCCAGGGAUGUAACACUAGCCUAAAUAAUGGGCUUUUCUUAAAUUCCUAAUAAUAACUUUUCAUAACUGAUGGUUCAGUUCCCUUUUGCUGUUUCCCAGAAACAUGGUUCUCAAAAAUAGUUUUGAAAUAGCCACCAUAAUCCUGUUGAGAUUAAUAAUAAUACUCAGGUUUGUAUUGUUCUUCUGAUUGAGAGGGGUUGGGUUAAAUGCGGAAGACACAUUUAGGUUGAAUGCAUUCAGUUGUGCAACUGACUAGGUAUCCCCUUUCCCUUUCUCAUGGUUUUGAUCAAACUGGCUUCCAAGUUAUUUGUAAGGGACUUGUUGGAAGAGUGAAUAUGUUAUGAAUAUGUAGAACGAGGGAGAGCGCAAAAGAGCGAGAGCGAGAAUGAAACCCAGCCUUUGUUUCACUCACACUUCCUAUUGUAAUGUUUUCACUGAGCCUCACUCUGCUCUUCUCUACCUGUCACUAAGACACCCUGCUCUAACAGUAACACUGUGUAACAUACCAGUAAAUGUGAUCUGUGCCCAGUAGUGGAGCACUACCUGGCUCUGCCUGGUGUCUCCAGACUCUCCACUGGGAGAGGGCCUUCUCCUGUAGCUGGGCAGUGGUAGCUAGCGCUGCAGCCAGCCGGCGUUAGUGCUGCUGGCGGUCUGACUGGCGGUGAUAGAGGGAGACUUAGGCUGCAUGCAGAAUCAGCUCCCUGCUGCAGGCUGCCUGCUCUAUUUUUAGCCUGCAGCUCCCAGGGGGGAGAGGCUGUCUAGUCGCUGAGAGUUGAAAGUCAACGUGUGCAGACACAAUGGUGAGGGGCUUCGGAGUGUAUGAGCCCUCAGAGUUGCUAGCAUAUGGUAGUUAGUGCAUACCCCUGCCUCCCCCUGUUCUAUCUCCACCUCUACCUACUUAGAUCCUCACCACUCAUCAACAGCUGCAUGUUAGCAUUCAGCUCAGGGAGGGAGGUGAUUUCACUUGGUGAGAUGAGUGUCUGUGAAGGUAUGAUAAAAAGCUUAAGUUGAGGCUUUGAAGUCUGUCCUCUUUCUUAACAUCAUGAGGCUACUGCUGAAUGAAAUACCUUUCAGUGAAGAAAAAGUCUAUGAUGUCCAGGCUAGACUGACUACCAGCCAAUGUUAGUCUUUUAUCUCAUCCACACUCUGUUUUGACCUCUAUCACAAUACAAGAAGAGAAUCCUAUGGAACAUUUACAUUAAAGGGACAGUUCACCCAAAUCACAAAUGUACCUACAUUUAUGGACAGUUUGUUUAGUUACAACUUUGCAUUAACAUUAUUGAGUGUUAAAAAAAAAUGGCAGGUCGUCCCUGUUAGCAUGCUCUAAAUAGCAAGCCCACAUUAGCCUAGCUUUGUAACACGGCAUUACAUUGGAUUAAGCUAUCUUUCAUCUGCUGAAUAGAAACAUAAACUAUCUCACCUCCCUAAUGAAGGGAUUUGGUGUAUUAUAGUGAUGCUUUCAAAAAGCAAGCCAUUUGUAUGUUCCCGGGAAAGACUGACUAAAUGCGGUGCUGCCUGUCAGUGUCUUUAGAGUUACUGCUAUACAAUGUCUACUUUGAUUGAUGUGACGGGCGGCUCCCGGGUUUGUUUGAUUUACUUGUGUGAUUAUUCCUUUUUAUCCAGAUGGAGGACUCACAGGCAAGGAUGUGAUUCCCACACAGGGCACCACGCUGGAGGCUCUUCUCAGAGGGGAGGGCUUAGACCAGAGGAACAACUCAAAGGACGAGGAGAGCCUCCUAGAGAUCCAGGUGGGUCCUAAUGAAGUUUUAACCCAAUGGCUUCUGAGCAUAAUAACAGAACUCCCUGGAACAGUGUAUAAGAGCUAGGACUGUCCCCGACAAACAAAAAAAUGUCAUCCUGUUCUUUCAACCAAUCGAUUGAUCGAAAUGUUUGAAACUUAUUUUUCUAUAUGUAGACAGACACACCCUAUGUGUUUGAAUAAAACCAACUACGUAUGCACUAGGGGUGGGCGAUAUUAACAAAAAUUCAUAUCAAGAUAUUUUCCACUGUCCGGACGAUAAUGAUAUAAUAUCACGAUAUACUGUAAAAAAAUAAAUAAUCAAAGUUAAUAAAUUACUAAAUAUUGCUUUUAACCUUAUAGAAACAGAAAGGGGGCAUUGCACAUUUUUUAAAUUAUUAUUUGUUUUACUUCUGUGGUAAACCUGUGCAAACAUGAAACAUAAACAAAGGUAUAUGAGUUAAAUAAAUAUGCAGUAAAAUUUUAUAAAAAAAUAUUUGAAGUACUCAGGAUGUAAACUUUUUCCUGCCAAAUAUAAGAAGUGCAGUCUUUUUUCAGCAUAACACCGGUCAUUAUGAAUUCAAGUUGUAAACCUUUUCAAAUUAACUUCAAGCAUUAACCAGACAGUCUGUAUGUUUCUCAGUUCAGCAUGUAACAAUUCACUGCCUGUGGUCCUCUGUAGCUCAAUUGGUAGAGCAUGGCGCUUGUAACGCCAGGGUAGUGGGUUCGAUCCCCGGGACCACCCAUACGUAAAAAUUUAUGCGCACAUGACUGUAAGUCGCUUUGGAUAAAAGCGUCUGCUAAAUGGCUUAUUAUUAUUAUUAUUAUUAUUAUUAUUAUUAUUAUUAUUAUUACUGCCUCCCUCUUCACAAGUUCCGUGCCAGGAACACCAGCCUAUUGACAGUUUCUGGCUUCAAAGUUGCCCUGUGGCAUGUGACCACAUUGCCCCCAGUGCUAAAUGCUCUCUCAGAGGGCGAACUUGUGGCAGGGAUGCAUAAGUAUUUCUUUGUCAGACAACUCAAUUGUGGGAAGUUGGAUGCGUGAACUCGCCACCACUCCAAAGGAUCAGCCUCACUGUCUGCUGCCAUCAUCAGAGUGUAGCGGUCCAGCUCUUGCUCGGUGACCUGUCUCUGGGUUCUUAAAGCAGGUGCACUACUGGUUUUCUUAAAGAAGCUCCCAAGGCUCUUCUUGGACUUCUUUGCUGAUUGUGGAGCAGUGGCAGCUUCUUUCUCUCUCACUCUGGUCCUCUUCAAAAGAGAAGUCUCCCACGGCUGUGUUCCCUACCAGGAGGGCUUCUGUCUCGGAGGCAGCUCUCACCUUCACCUCCACCAGCUUCUCAGUGGUCAUGUAGGUGGUCUUGAACAUUGGGUCCAGAAAGGUAGCCAUGGUGAGGAGCUCAUCUGUUUCAGGGUCUGUGUAUUUGUCAUUCAGGUAAUUGAGGACCCUCAUCUUAAUCUCUCCGGUCAGUUUGGCUUCGCCCUCAUUUGAUUUCAGAACCUCCGUCUUGAACAAAUGGAGGACCGGCUUCAGAUAGGAGACACUCACGUAUGUCUCUCCUGACAGGGCAUCUGUGAAAUCCUGGAAGGGCUUAAGUGCUGCCGUGAUAGAUUCAAAGACCUCAAUGUCUUGCCAGGAGGGUGCAAGGUGCUGUGUUUUUUUGUCUGCUGCCAGGACUUGUAUGAUGGCCUUUUCCUGCUCCAGGACUCUUUCCAUCAUCUGCAGUCGAGAUCCCCACCUUGUCUGGGAUUCCGCGAUGAGCUUGUGGAGGGGCAGGCUCAGUUUAACUGUGCACUUGUCAGGGCCUUCUGCUUCUUCCAACUAUAGGAAAAUGUGCUGACCACUUUCUUGCACACUCCUGUGGCCCGGGAAACCCGAGGUUCAUUUUGGACACUCCUCUCUGCAAAAUAAAAAGGUGAAAAAUAAUUACAAAUGUAAUCCAUCUAUAGAUUUACAAACAACUGUUGUGAUGAAGAUAGCUAUGUUGCUUUAGAAAACUGGAUCAUUUGAGUAGGCUAUUUAUUAUUGAAAGAGAGAGGAUAGAUUAAUAUAUUGAAACCAUAGGCUAAUGUAUCAAUUAUAAAUAAAAGCAACGUAAUCCUAAUAUUCUAGAUUUGCAUAGCUGUAUAUAUCCGGUUUAACGUAUAAGAAGGAUCAGGCAGUGUAGUCAGCUCUAACUUUAAACAGAGGAUAUACGGAAUACAAUAGUUAUUCUGCAUUUUAUGUUGUUUUUAAGUGACGUUAUUUUUCUACCUAGCUGUAUGUGUUUUGGACGUUGAAACUUACCAAUAGCAAUGUGGAGCCUGUGUCCAUUUGUUCAGCUCCAAUGCUUUGUCGGUAGUUAUACAUACUUGACGCGACUCUUUCAAGCCCCAGAAUGAAAGUGCCUCCCUCAGCCCAGCUGCAAUUAUUUCUCCGGUGUGGUCGUCUGGGAAAUAAGAGGUCUGAAGGCAUUUGCUUUGCAGCUUCCAGUUGUCGUCAAUGUAAUGAAUCGUGAGGCUAAUGCAUGGCUCUGUGGUCCGGCAUGACCAUAAGUCGGCAGUGGUAGAGAAGAAUGCAGCGUUACGGAUUUCGUUGGCAACUCUGUCCCGACAUUCUGUGUAGAGUUCUGGCAGACAUGUUUUGCUGAAGUAUUUACGGCUCGGGAUCUCGUAUCUUGUGUCUAGAGUUCGAAUCAUCUUUCUGAAACCGUCUUUCUCCACAGUUUGAAUUGGUUCCAUGUAUUUUGCUAAAUGAUACGUAAUUGCACUCGUUAUCUCAUUCCACUUCUUGCUCUUCUUGUCAGUUCCAAACGACAGAGGAGGCCCCCUUUUUUCAAACCAAUUCUUCGUCGUCCUGCAAAUCAAUCUCAAUAGCGUUAUUUUCCUUGUCUUCAGUCAUCCUCAAUGCUUGAUUUUCGGACACUUUUGCUAACGAAAGGAGUUUACUUCACUAAAUGUUUGCUUACUCUGCAGUUGCGCAUGCUUGUUUGUUGACUUUGAUUGGCAGGCAGAUCGCGUGUAACGUCCAUGCUUCUAGUUUUUUUUUCUUUGCUAAAAAAGGCUAUGUUUCUAGUAAAAUAAACAAUUUGAACUUGCCCACUAGGCUGUAUCACUCACCAUACAUUUUAAACGAAACAAAAACGCCUUAUUUCAUACAUUAAUUUAUCAUGAUAUGCACGAUAUGGCAAAAUCCAUAUCACGGCACAACGUCAUACCGGUAUUCACAUUCAUACCGGUAUACCUCACACCCCUAAUAUGCACUGAGCUUGUCUACAUAAGCACACUGUUUGAUUAAAUAAUGAAGACACACAAAUGACUCAAAGAGCCCGAUGGUCACACUGUUAAAAAAAAAUGACAGCGAGUGCCUGUGUGACUGGCGCACAUUGUCUCGCUCUCCUCCCUAUUGCAGCGAAAAUUGUUUGUUUAUUGCGCUGUCUGUGCUGAAGCUGCAACAUAGUUUCAGCCAUUUCGUUUCUUACUUGUUUCUGACAUAAAAGUUCUGUUACCGACAUUCCUAAUUUGUUUAGGAAAAGCAUUCCAUAUUCCCUCAACACUUGCUCUCAUUACGUGAAACAUGUAAGCAUCGCAUGCAUGUGACCAAUAGGGCCUGACCUAUAGCCUAUCAUAAUCACAUCAAUACAUUGGUUAUAACAAACUCCGAACACAGUAAUGUGGACUGCAAAAUGGAUGUGGAGGACGUGUAAAAGAAACUCGAAACGGGCGAAUGUUUACUAGUUGCUCAGGAGGGAAAGGGGAAGUCAAAUGUGUGGAAGACAUUUGACUUACAGUUGAAGUCGGAAGUUUACAUACACCUUAGCCAAAUAGAAUUAAACUCAGUUUUCACAAUUCCUGACAUUUAAUCCUAGUAAAAAUUCUUAGUCUUAGGUCAGUUAGGAUCACCACUUUAUUUUAAGAAUGUGAAACGUCAGAAUAAUAGUAGAGUGAUUCAUUUCAGCUUUUAUUUCUUUCAUCACAUCCCCAGUGGGUCAGAAGUUUACAUGCACUCAAUUAGUAUUUGGUAGCAUUGCCUUUAAAUUGUUUAACUUGGGUCAAACGUUUCGGGUAGCCUUCCACAAGCUUCCCACAAUAAGUUGGGUGAAUUUUGGCCCAUUCCUCCUGACAGAGCUGGUGUAACUGAGUCAGGUUUGUAGGCCUCCUUGCUCGCACAUGCUUUUUCAGUUCUGCCCACAAAUUCUCUAUAGGAUUGAGGUCAGGGCUUUGUGAUGGCCACUCCAAUACCUUGACUUUGUUGUCCUUAAGCCAUAACUUUGGAAGUAUGCUUGGGGUCAUUGUCCAUUUGGAAGACCCAUUUGCGACCAAGCUUUAACUUCCUGACUGAUGUCUUGAGAUGUUGCUUCAAUAUAUCCACAUCAUUUUCCUUCCUCAUGAUGCCAUCUAUUUUGUGAAGUGCACCAGUCCCUCCUGCAGCAAAGCACCCCUACAGCAUGAUGCUGCCACCCCCGUGCUUCACGGUUGGGAUGGUGUUCUUCAGCUUGCAAGCAUUCCCCUUUUUCCUCCAAACAUAACGAUGGUCAUUAUGGCCAAACAGUUCUAUUUUUGUUUCAUCAGACCAGAGGGCAUUUCUCCAAAAAGUACGAUCUUUGUCCCAAUGUGCAGUUGCAAACCGUAGUCUGGCUUUUUUAUGGCAGUUUUGGAGCAGUGGCUUCUUCCUUGCUCAGCGGCCUUUCAGGUUACAGUGGGGAGAACAAGUAUUUGAUACACUGCCGAUUUUGCAGGUUUUCCUGCUUACAAAGCAUGUAGAGGUCUGUAAUUUUUAUCAUAGGUACACUUCAACAGUGAGAGACGGAAUCUAAAACAAAAAUCCAGAAAAUCACAUUGUGUGAUUUUUAAGUAAUUAAUUUGCAUUUUAUUGCAUGACAUAAGUAUUUGAUACAUCAGAAAAGCAGAACUUAAUAUUUGGUACAGAAACCUUUGUUUGCAAUUACAGAGAUCAUACGUUUCCUGUAGGUCUUGACCAGGUUUGCACACACUGCAGCAGGGAUUUUGGCCCACUCCUCCAUACAGACCUUCUCCAGAUCCUUCAGGUUUCGGGGCUGUCGCUGGGCAAUACAGACUUUCAGCUCCCUCCAAAUAUUUUCUAUUGGGUUCAGGUCUGGAGACUGGCUAGGCCACUCCAGGACCUUGAGAUGCUUCUUACGGAGCCACUCCUUAGUUGCCCUGGCUGUGUGUUUCGGGUCGUUGUAAUGCUGGAAGACCCAGCCACGACCCAUCUUCAAUGCUCUUACUGAGGGAAGGAGGUUGUUGGCCAAGAUCUCACGAUACAUGGCCCCAUCCAUCCUCCCCUCAAUACGGUACAGUCAUCCUGUCCCCUUUGCAGAAAAGCAUCCCCAAAGAAUGAUGUUUCCACCUCCAUGCUUCACGGUUGGGAUGGUGUUCUUGGGGUUGUACUCAUCCUUCUUCUUCCUCCAAACACGGCGAGUGGAGUUUAGACCAAAAAGCUCUAUUUUUGUCUCAUCAGACCACAUGACUUUCUCCCAUUCCUCCUCUGGAUCAUCCAGAUGGUCAUUGGCAAACUUCAGACGGGCCUGGACAUGCGCUGGCUUGAGCAGGGGGACCUUGCAGGAUUUUAAUCCAUGACGGCGUAGUGUGUUACUAAUGGUUUUCUUUGAGACUGUGGUCCCAGCUCUCUUCAGGUCAUUGAUCAGGUCCUGCCGUGUAGUUCUGGGCUGAUCCCUUACCUUCCUCAUGAUCAUUGAUGCCCCACGAGGUGAGAUCUUGCAUGGAGCCCCAGACCGAGGGUGAUUGACCGUCAUCUUGAACUUCUUCCAUUUUCUAAUAAUUGCGCCAACAGUUGCCUUCUCACCAAGCUGCUUGCCUAUUGUCCUGUAGCCCAUCCCAGCCUUGUGCAGGUCUACAAUUUUAUCCCUGAUGUCCUUACACAGCUCUCUGGUCUUGGCCAUUGUGGAGAGGUUGGAGUCUGUUUGAUUGAGUGUGUGGACAGGUGUCUUUUAUACAGGUAACGAGUUCAAACAGGUGCAGUUAAUAAAGGUAAUGAGUGGAGAAAAGUUUUUCUUUAAGAAGCCCUCGUAACAGGUCUGUGAGAGCCGGAAUUCUUACUGGUUGGUAGGUGAUCAAAUACUUAUGUCAUGCAAUAAAAUGCAAAUUAAUUACUUAAAAAUCACACAAUGUGAUUUUCUGGAUUUUUGUUUUAGAUUCCGUCUCUCACUGUUGAAGUGUACCUAUGAUAAAAAUUACAGACCUCUACAUGCUUUGUAAGUGGGAAAACCUGCAAAAUCGGCAGUGUAUCAAAUACUUGUUCUCCCCACUGUAUGUCGAUAUUGGACUUGUUUUACUGUGGAUAUAGAUACGUUUGUACCUGUUUCCUCCAGCAUCUUCACAAGGUAAUUUGCUGUUGUUCUGGGAUUGAUUUGCACUUUUCGCACCAAAGUACGUUCAUCUCUAGGAGACAGAAUGUGUCUCCUUCCUGAGCGGUAUGACAGCUGCUUGGUCACAUGGUGUUUAUACUUGCGUACUAUUGUUUGUACAGAUGAACGUGGUACCUUCAGGCAUUUGGAAAUUGCUCCCAAGGAUGAACCAGACUUGUGGAGGUCUACAAUUUUUUUUUCUGAUGUCUUGGCUGAUUUCUUUUGAUUUUCCCAUGAUGUCAAGCAAAGAGGCACUGAGUUUGAAGGUAGGCCUUGGAAUGCAUCCACAGGUACACCUCCAAUUGACUCAAAUGAUGUCAAUUAGCCUAUCAGAAGCUUCUAAAGCCAUGACAUCAUUUUCUGGAAUUUUCCAAGCUGUUUAAAGGCAAAGUCAAUUUAGUGUAUGUAAACUUCUGACCCACUGGAAUUGUGAUACAGUGAUUUAUAAGUGAAAUAAUCUGUCUGUAAACAAUUGUUGGAAAUAUUACUUGUGUCAUGCACAAAGUAGAUGUCCUAACCGACUUGUCAAAACUAUAGUUUGUUAACAAGAAAUGUGUGGAGUGGUUGAAAAAACAAGUUUUAAUGACUCCAAUCUAAGUGUAUAUAAACUUCCGACUUCAACUGUAGUUGUGGAAACUACUGGAGAUCAAGAAAAAGGAGAGUAUAGGAGCGAGAGCUGCGUGCAUAUUAUAUGUGAAGAACAGGUGCUGUUAGAUUACAAUAUUGUUAUGCCUGUUUGGAACAGUGUAAACAACACUAAAUAAAUGAUAAGUAAUACCAGUCUGUUCUAAUGAAAACUAAUUGUAAAGCCAUUAUUACAGCAUAGCAAAGAUUAAAAACAGCCACAUUUGUGAAAUUGCUUUAUCUGACGUUUUGCCAUUGCAUGAGGGUUGGUGCUCACGGAGUCAGUAGGCUAUUAAACAAACACUCAAACAGGCAACAGAAGCAAGAUCUGUCUUAUUUCUGUAGAUAUAUAUGGAUGAUUUAUAAAGCCAGGCACAUUUAACAGUUAGGCUGUUGAUUAUAGACUUAAUUAAGUUGGUUUCCUCUCUCCUCAAUUUUCUUAGACAAUUAGGCAAAGCAUUAUUCGCAUGGGACUAGUAUUACUAGAUAACUUUGGUUAUAUAAUUAUUAUCUCAGAAUGUCCAUUAUUCCAGAAGAUGAUUCGUUUUUUCCAAACUGUCCCCAGUAAUUCAUUCUUUUUUUCCAAUAAAUUGACAGUUAUGACGGAAACCUGGAGGUUUUUUUUUCUAGGCGUGAAGAUAUUUCAAUAAGUCCAGGCGUUUCCAAACGUUUUGGUCAGUUGUAUGCUGCUUUUUUUAUCUAUUAACAGCAAGGGUUACAUUAAAUAGGCGCAGUAUUUUUUACUGAUGCAUUUGUCAAUUAUUCAAUUCAUACACACAAAACAUAUGAACAAAAGCAUUCACUGUGAAAGUUGAUACAUGUAGGCCCUUCAUAUAUAGGCUAUGCGCAGCACUUCGUUCAGUUUAUCCAAUCAGUUAUUGUUUUCUUGCACAAACCGUGAGCAACACCUGUCAAACUCAGACAUUUCUCUCCAAAACACAGGGAUGUCGAUUCGCACGGCACUAGUAUUAUCAGAGGACCAGUAGGUUAUUCUGGCUGGAGUUGUUACUCUCCUGUCAUGUACAAAUUACUGACAUGGCAGAUUCCAACGGGACUAAAAUUACAGAUGUGGUGUUGUGCUUGUGCACAUAAUUACAUUACCCGACCACCCCGAGUAAAACUAAUCUCGUCCGAAUAGGGUUUAAGGCAUUGUUCUCAAUCUAAAUAUGCAGGUUAAUUUUGGCUAUUAUGCACAUAGCUACAUAGAGAAAGGUGGCAAUUAUAUGGCACACUGAAGAUUGUUUCAGAAUCACAGACAGCGACCAUAUCCAACGCAGGAGAAAGUGCAUUUGUUAUAAAAUAAUAUUUGAUUUAUUAGUGUUGCACCAUUCUUUUUACAUACAGUGCAUUCGGAAAGUAUUCAUACCCCUUCCCUUUUUCCACAAUUUGGAUCCUGUUUCCAUUGAUCAUCCUUGAUGUUUCUACAACUUGAUUGGAGUCCACCUGUGGUAAAGUCAAUUGAUUGGACAUGAUUUGGAAAGGCACACACCUGUCUAUAUAAGGUCCCACAGUUGACAGUGCAUGUCAGAGCAAAAACCCAAGCCAUGAGGUCGAAGGAAUUGUCUGUAGCGCUCCGAGACAGGAAUGUGUCGAGGCACAGAUCUGGGGAAGGGUACCAAAAAUGUCUGCAGAACACAGUGGCCUCCAUCAUUCUUAAAUGGAAGAAGUUUGGAACCACCAAGACUCUUCCUAGAGCUGGCCACCCGGCCAAAUUGAGCAAUCUGGAGAGAAGGGCCUUGGUCAGGGAGGUGACCAAGAACCUGAUGGUCAAUCUGACAGAGCUCCAGAGUUCCUCUGUGGAGAUGGUUGUCCUUCUGGAAGGUUCUCCCAUCUCUGCAGCACGCCACAAAUCAGGCCUUUUAUGGUAGAGUGGCCAGACGGAAGCAACUCCUCAGUAAAAUGCACAUGACAGCCCGCUUGGAGUUUGCCAAAAGGCACCUAAAGGACUCUCAGACCAUGAGAAACAAGAUUCUCUGGUCUGAUGAAACCAAGAUUGAACUCUUUGGCCUGAAUGCCAAGUGCCACGUCUGGAGAAAACCUGGCACCAUCCCUACGGUGAAGCAUGGUGGUGGCAGCAUCAUGCUGUGGGGAUGUUUUCCAGUGGCAGGGACUGGGAGACUAGUGAUAAUCAAGGGAAAGAUGAAUGGAGCAAAGUACAGAGAGAUCCUUUAUUAAACAUUUUACAUUUACAUUACAUUUUAGUCAUUUAGCAGACGCUCUUAUCCAGAGCGACUUACAGUUAGUGAAUGCAUACAUGUUUUGAUAUUUUUUUUUUUUUCUUUUUUUUUCAUAAAUAAAGCCCACAUCCCUGCCGGCCAAACUCUCCCCUACCUUGGACAACGCUGGACCAAUUGUGCGCCGCCCAUGGGUCUCCCGGUCGCGGCCGGCUGCGACAGAGCCUGGACUCGAACCAGGAUCUCUAGUGGCACAGCUAGCACUGCGAUGCAGUGCCUUAGACCACUGCCCCACUCGGGAGAAACCUGCUCCAGAGCGCUCAGGACCUCAGACUGGGGCGAAGGUUCACCUUCCAACAGGACAACGACCCUAAGCACACAGCCAAGACAACGCUGGACUGGCUUCGGGACAAGUCUCUGAAUGUCCUUGAGUGGCCCAGCCAGAGCCCAGACUUGAACAUGAUCGAACAUCUUUGGAGAGACCUGAAAAUAGCUGUGCAGUGAUGCUCCCCCAUCCAACCUGAUAGAACUUGAGAGGAUCUGUAGAGAAGAAUGGGAGAAACAUUUUGCUUUGUCAUUAUGGGGUAUUGUGUGUAGAUUGAUAAGGGAAAAAAACAAUUUGAUCAAUUUUAGAAGAAGGCUGUAACGUUUUCAAAAUGUGGAAAAGUCAAGGGUCUGAAUACUUUUUGAAUGCACUGUAAUAUAACCAUAUAUAAUUUCAGUAGCACGGUGCCAUCCCCAUGGCCUCCACAAUGGAUUAGUCCACUGAGAUGGCGUCAAUCAGACAGGUGUCUUGUGCACCAUGAAAACCGACUAAAGAAAUCUCGGUCGACCAACAGCCUAUCGACCAAACAAUCGACCAGUCGACUAAAUGGGGUCAGCCCUGAUAAGGGCACACUGUGAUAACAUGCUCAAAUAGCAAGUAUCAGAGGUUUAUGACCAUAUCAUCUUUUAUUACAGCCAUCUAUUAUGGACACAUUUUAUUACCUCAUUUUAUAGUUCAUCAGACAGUCAGACAGUGGCUUUGACCUCCAGACGAGAUUGAUCUCUCUAUUCCCUUUUCUCCACAGAGGGUCUUGGAGGCUGAUGCAGCUGAAGAUGCUUACCAUGACGAUGAGGACUAUGAAGUGGACACCCCAAAAAAAAGACACAGAGGAAAAGGCAGAGUAAGUGAUCUACAGAGACAUACUGUACUGUAGUAAACUACUGCUAAUGCACAUGACUGACCUAGUUAAUAAUUCAUUAAUGGAUUCAGUCCCUCACUGGUACUAUAUUUGCAUUCAUUAUCCAUGCAUCUGUGCUGUGAGCACUUCCUGUUAUCUGAAUACCACUCAGUGCUAGAGAAUGAUCUGAAUCAAUUAAUUAUAAUGCAUCAAUUAAUCUUGGUACCGUGGUUAAGUGCUAUUACAUUUAUACUGACAGAAUUACAUUAUAGAUUAUUCUUUUUUUCAACACAAUCCAGUCAUAAGCUUUAGAAAAUACCUGUCCUGAGAAACAUUUCCUUCAUACAGACUGUUACUAUGACAGUGAUGACGAAGGAAACAGACAACCUGUAGCUAUGAACUACCAUCUCACCUAUUAUUCUGCCAGCCAGUUGAAUGCACCCGUAGAAAUUUGCUUAUCUGUUGGCUGCUUUCUUUGCAAGUGAAAUUUCUUAUACAAAUCACCUUCCCCCUUUCUACUCUUUGUGUAUCUUUCCAACAAAAAUACCCUUAACAAAUCAUAGUUUCAACUAAUGGGUUAGAAAUAUAUCCUACCAUAUACAGUUGUUGGCUGGCAGGAAAGAUGUCGGUUUGAUCUCACAGGUAUUAGUGUUUGCCUAUUGAUGCACUCUCUUGAGUGUGCUGGAUCUGCCUUUAUGAGGUGGUAAAUUGUCAGUUGGACAUUUAGUUUAGUAUGAUAUGGGCUUAUACUGUAGGUUUCCAUUUCAUUUGCAUGACACUUUGUUGUCAUAUACUUCUGCUUGCCCCUUCCAUUGAAUCACUGAGUCACUAUGGCUUCUGCUGGCUUAGAGCUGUGGUGUCAUUGGUCACCAUGGUGAUGGUGGUUUUGUCCGCACAGGGUCGGGGUUCAGGCCGCAGGAGGACAGAGAUGGAUGACCAGGACAAGCCAUACAGUUGUGACAGUAAGUAGACAAGUCAAGUAAUGAUCAACCUCCCUCACAUAUCAUAUCAAAAGGUGCAUUAUGAUAUCAUCCAGUCAUGAGACAUUUGAUCUCCAUUUCAAGUGGUUGGUUUUGUUAAGGACAUUCUCCUGAAGAUAGCUGAUGGUACUACCAUGACUCCGUAAGCUAGUUGAACAGUAUAUUUAAUAUUAAAAAUGGAUAUUGAUUUCUCUGGUCUGUUCUGGAUAUCUUUCUACAAAGGGAUUAAGUGCUGUGGUUCCCUCAGGACAGCAUAUCAAUGAUCUAGCCAUCAGGCCUUAACUCAAACUAAAUGAAACCCUAACAUAUCAUCACUAUGUAGAUAAUAGUCAUUCAAAUCCCACUUGGAGAACUCCCACAUUUAUCAGAGCCAUGUGUAUUUCCAUAUGCUUCUUAAGGAAGAUGAAAAGCACAGAGGAGACAGUGUUGUCACUGUCUCAAGUAGUCCAGUAGGCAUGACAUUUGCAUGUGGAAAACCUAGGCAGAAGUAAUGGAAUUUCUGUUGUUGUGGGAACUCUUUACUCAUGGGGACUCUUUACUCUUUAAGCAUUCCAUUUUCUUUAUUUCUUUCCUUUUUUUGUUUUGCUUUGUGUUUUCUGUGUUUCAGACAGAUACUAACAAAGGCAUAAGUCAAAAACGGCAGCCUCGGGUAUCUGGACAUUUGGAUUUGUUUGAUGUAGUUGAUUAGUAUUCCCAGUGAUCUUAUUGGUAUACUCUACAUCCGUUCUCUAAACAAUGAGUCAAUGUUGUAUGACUCUUGACACACUUAUGUUCCCACAUCAGGGUUAUGCUUUCUCCUGGUUGUGUUCCGUAUUACUGAGGUGUGAACCAGUUCCCUGUAUUUUCAUACCUUUCUCCAACAGAUAAGCUAAGCUCCACCGUUUUGGGUCCUAUCAGUGUAUUUACAGAACUCAACUUGUUGAAAUUCUCAAGGCAUGUUUUGUUAGUCUACGGAUAUGACCUUAUUUAGCAACCUUACUGGGCAUACUUGAAGCCAUUGUGCAACAAUAAUAACAUGAAUGCUCAAAGGUGGAAAACAUACUACCUGACACUACCAGUGUACCUAAUGUUGAAAUGGAUCCUAAUGUUUUCAGUGCAGUGAUGGGAACAUUGUGAUGUAAAGGUCUUUUUGAAUUUUUACCAAAUCCCCAAUGUGUCGAGCUCUGAAAGUGACACAUAAAUGCAAUUCGUAAUUUCUCUGUCUCGAUAGACACGUUCUAAGAAGGGAAGAACUGAAUGUUUUGUCUCUGUUUUGUGCUCUCUCAGUCUGUGGGAAGCGCUACAGGAAACGUACAGGGCUGAGUUACCACUACACCCAUUCCCACCUGGCAGAGGAGAGGGGGUCCGAGUCCUCCCGAUCACCCUCCACACAGCGCUCUGACCGACACAAACGUAAGACACGCAAACUGAUAUUCAAGGCCUCUAAAAUCAAAUCUAAUCUAAUUUUAUUGGUCACAUGCGCCGAAUACAACAGGUGUAGACCUUACAGUGAAAUGCUUACUUACAAGCCCUUAACCAACAAUGCAGUUUUAAGAAAAAUAAGUGUUAAGUAAAAAAUAGAUAAGUAAAUAAAAAAUUAAGAGCAGCAGUAAAAUAACAGUAGCGAGGCUAUAUACAGGGGAUACCGGUACAGAGUCAAUGUGCGGGGGCACAGGUUAGUCGAGGUAAUUGAGGUAAUAUGUACAUAGAGUUAAAGUGACUGCAUAGAUAAUAACAGAGAGUAGCAGCAGCGUAAAAGAGGGGGUGGGGGGGGCGGACAAUGCAAAUAGUCAGGGUAGCCAUUUGAUUAGCUGUUCAGUAGUCUUAUGGCUUGGGGGUAGAAGCUGUUAAGAAGCCUUUUGGACCUAGACUUGGCGCUCCGGUACCGCUUGCCGUGCGGUAGCAGAGAGAACAGUCUAUGACUAGGGUGGCUGGUGUCUUUGACAAUUUUUAUGGCCUUCCUCUGACACUGUCUAGUAUAGAGGUCCUGGAUGGCAGGAAGCUUGGCCCCAUUGAUAUACUGGGCCAUACGCACUACCCUCUGUAGUGCCUUGCAGUCGGAGGCCGAGCAGUUGCCAUACCAGGCAGUGAUGCAACCAGUCAGGAUGGUCUCGAUGGUGCAGCUGUAUAACUUUUUGAGGAUCUGAGGACCCAUGCCAAAUCUUUUCAGUCUCCUGAGGGGGAAUAGGCUUUGUCGUGCCCUCUUCACGACUGUCUUGGUGUGUUUGGACCAUGAUAGUUUGUUGGUGAUGUGGACACCAAGGAACUUGAAGCUCUCAAACUGCUCCACCACAGCCCCGUCGAUGAGAAUGGGGCCGUGCUCGGUCCUCCUUUUCUUGUAGUCCUCAAUCAUCUCCUUUGUCUUGAUCACGUUGAGGGAGAGGUUGUUAUCCUGGCACCACACGGCCAGGUCUCUGACCUCCUCCCUAUAGGCUGUCUCAUCGUUGUCGGUGUUCAGGCCUACCACUGUUGUGUCGUCGGCAAACUUAAUGAUGGUGUUUGAGUCGUGCCUGGCCAUGCAGUCAUGGAUGAACAGGGAGUACAGGAGGGGACUGAGCACGCACCCCUGAGGGGCCCCCGUGUCGUGGUAGGCCUGACAAUGUCUCUCUUCUAGUUUCACCAUCCGCAACAGAAAUAUACAGAGAGCCAAUGUGUGUUUUUGAAUGUCAUUGGCUAUUCCUAGUAUGUAGUUUGCAUAUUCAUGUGAGCUUUGUUGCAGUCAAUUAGCUAAAGUAGGGAUAGCUGUAACUGUAGCUGUAACAGUGCACCAGGUGUACCUGUGCCUCAUGGCUGACCACCUCCACUGGGCUGUCAACAUGUAUUUCUGUCUUCAGUGCAAGUUCACUAGCCCCAUUUUAAUCAACAAUGUACACUAAUAAUUUUUAGGUCAGCCCUGUUUGAGGACUUUGAAAACGUUAUUUUUUCAUUCAUUUUAUUAAAAUGUAGUUGAUCCAGCCUUCUUCUGUUCAUCCUCUGCAGGUCAGAAGGUUCCAGGAGGGACUGCCAUUACCAAUAACUACUGCAACUCGUGCCAGUGCACCCCAGGCUCCAACAAGCAGAGGGGUAAAUCUGGGGAGAGGGGUCCCUGCUCAGUCUGCCGGCGCUCCAGUGAGUACCCUGCUAUGCUACACAGCAUCCCAAACCAUGACUAUGACUAAGCUGUACUGAUUGCUGUACUGUAGCUGUUAUGUGCUACCGUCAUCCUGUCAUCUUGUUGUUGCCAGCUGGACGCCCAGAAGAGGAGGAGGACAGCAGGCCGUUUGCCGGGGCAGAGGAACUGUUUGGCACCACCUCGGAGAGUGACACGUCCACGUUUCACGGCUUUGAGGACGAUGAGCUUGAAGAGCCCUCAUCAAACGGCAAGGGGAUGUCCAACCAAUACAGAUAGAGAAGAACUUUCUAGGUUUAAAGACUAUUUUUAAUAUGGAUAACCUCUGGCAAAAGUCUGCUGCUUCUUUUUAAAUGUUCUUAUUUAAAGUGAUUAUUUCAGGAGAGAAAUGAAAGAAGUGUUAAUUUGUUAUCUACGGAACCUUGUUUAAUAAUUUAUGAACGUGUUUUUUUACAUUCACUUUGAAAGCAACUGACAGUGUUUCUUGACAAAUGACUUGCUCCCCAUGUGAAAUGGAAAGAAGAAGAAUUUCUUGGAUUGUUUUUCCACUGGAGCAGAAAAGGCAAUUAUGUUAUGAAAAAACACUGGAACGUGUGGAUAUAAUUUUUAUGAUAUUUUUUGGAUGAUUUGCCAGAGAAAAUAUAAUCCAAUAAUUUAUCUGAAAUUAAAUGAGUUAAAUGACAAUGUCUGGAUGAAGAAUGAAUGUCAACACAAACCCUUCCCUCGGCUUGUUGAUGUCACUAGAAUCACCAGGCAGUUUGGAAAGAGGAGCUUUUAGAUGACACUUCCACUGCUUCCUCCUCUGGAUUAUAAUAAUGUGAAAAUGGAGUGAAGUAAAGGAAUGAAGGAUUGAUGUGUGGAUUAAACAGAGGGCUAUACCAGAAGCAGGGCAUGGCUAGCUGAAAGGUAUGCACCUAGGUCCUAUUCAAACAUAGUAGUACAGUACUUUUUCAUUUAAAUACAAGGUAUAUUCUUAUUCUAUCAGUUCAUGCCUUGCAUUUGCCAUCAACAAACAAAGAUAUGCCAGCUAUCUUGGAGAGAGUGACUCCACAAUCUGACCCAUUUGUCUCUGUUGUAGGGGUGGGGUUCAGGACCCUCAACUGGCCUCCACACACCCCUCCACUGGACCCAAAGACCCUAUCUGGCUGACAGUCAGCCACCAAACAGCCAUCCAUCUAACAGCUAUCCUGCCAGCUGCCAGCGACCACACAACCCCAUACUCCCUGACUCAGACCUUUUCUGUUUUUGAAGCAAUUUCUCCCGAGAAUAUGUAUUGUUUGGACCCUGUGGCCUCCUCCUCUACAGCUGUGUGGCCACCAUGCCCAGCCGGCGGGAUCCAAUGUGACACAGACGUCAUUAAUUUCAUCACUGUGCCAGCCUGCGACCCAGGCGAGAAACCAGCUCUGACAGCCAUGAUGUCCCAGUGACCUCACUGGAAACACCCUUGAACUCUAACCUCUGCUCCUGUCAUAGCAGCGGUCUGGACUUCCUCCGUCACUUAUAUAACAAAACCUCUGGACUACUUAGACUCUCUCUUACUCUCUUUAAUAUGUCUCUUGAACGGGCCAAACGAUUCUAGAGUUUUCUUUAAUCCCUUCCAUCCUGAAGUUUGAAUUGUGCUAUAUACCUUUUGUUUUGAACAAAGUAUUGACAGAUUGGGUUGUUAGUGUCAUUUUGGUGAGAGGUGGAUUUUUUAUUAUUCUGAUGUAUUCUGUUUGUUCUGGCUUUGUUGAUACCUCUGUCUUUCUACAAUACCUACUACUACUCAGGCGUAUGAUUUGUACUGCUGUUGAUUGUUCUUCUCUCUGCGUCAUGAUGCAUUGUCAAGCCACUGUCCCCUGCCUGGCUCAUGUGAUUGUAUUCCAUUGGUCGAAAGGUUGAAAAUACCUAAUGAGGAUGUUAACAAGGAAUCAGAAAGGGGAAUAUAAUGGAAUGGAUGCCCCAUGGUUUAGUCAUCACAAUAAAACCUUUACUGAUCCCAGCUUUAACAAACAAUCGCAAUAGAAAAACAUUCUGAACUGUGCCCAACCAAGUUCACUGUGCCCAACCAAGUCCAUAUUUUCUCCUUCCUCUGACUCACUUGUCAAACACUUUUGUCCAGAAUCACUUACAUGGCAUGUGUGCAUAAUGCAAGGAGAGUUACGUACAAUUGCAGAAGGAGUCUUUAAGCUGUAAAACAAUGUUAUUUGUGACAUUUGCU
This is a messenger RNA of Coregonus sp. 'balchen', 41536 nucleotides long. NCBI's taxonomy places the organism in Eukaryota, Metazoa, Chordata, Actinopteri, Salmoniformes, Salmonidae. The record is from the annotation of a GenBank genome assembly.